GAUCGAUAAACGAUACGUCGUCGGGGUAACGAAUACGAACGAAGAGCACCGAAGAGAGUCGAAGUAUUACGGAAAGUACCGAACAUUAAUGAAACGUAGAAGGGAGGAAACGAGACGCGUAAGCGGACGACGCUGCGAGGUCUUCUUCGGCUUCGGUUGAAAGAAAGUGUUCGCGUCUACGGGCGCGGCUUUUGAGUCUCGAGCUGGCGUUUUACAUGGGAAAAUGUCUUCCCUCAACUAUCUCGACUUGUGUCGACUCUGUCUCGUGAAGGAACGUGUUACUGUGCCGAUUUUUGAGGGCGAGGGUGAUACAAGACAAAUUUAUCUCAAAAUAACCGCCUGCCUACCGGUCAAGGUCGAUAGAGAAGACAAGUUACCUAAGAAAAUAUGUAAUGACUGUGUGUAUAAAGUAGAAUUUAUUUAUGACUUUUGGAAUACAUCUGCUAGUUCACAAAAGAAAUUCUUAGAAUGGUUGGGAGAAGAUGGAUUGGAGGACAAAUCAAAUUAUGCUACAAAUGUUCUCAAUCAGAACAUAAUGAAAUCAGAUCCAAACGCUGGUAACAGAUUAGAUGGAAGUAUGAUGCAGCAAGUAAAUGAACAUCAAAACAAUAUGGGUAUGGGUAUGAUGGACAACAUGAAUCUAAAUAUCCCCAUGAUAAUGUCCUCGACCAAUCAACAACAAAUAACCUCAGUUCCUAUGGACACAAGCAUUAGUUCAGUACAAUCUGUACAAGAAAUGCCUGGUACAAGUACUCAAUCUACGCAUGAACAAAUCACACAAAAUCAAACUAACACGAGUAAUCAACAAGAAGAAGAAGAAGAGAGUAGUGAAGAAGAAGAAAACUCGGAAGAUGAAUGUGAUGGAGAUGAAGGCCUACCUGUUAAAGAAGAAAAUGAAGAAGAUCCCAACAAUAGCAGAGUCAUUGAACCAACAACAUUUGUAAACGUUUCAUUAGCUUGUGAUGAAGCUGGACCUUCCGGACUUCAACAACAGAAAGUUACUGAGAUACCUGAAAUAGCAAUGCAACAAUCUGCAGAAGGAGAUCCCAAAUCUGGAUUUGAUCACGAGGCUACUUACGACUCUCGCGGUAUUUUCUUCUACGAUAAAGAAUCGGUGGUAAUGAGGAAAUGGCAGAUUUUAGAGUUUGAUGGAAAGCCGUAUUAUGCAUUUGUACCGGAGGAUGAUGUACCGUUACCAGACGAUAAUAUUCCUGAAGAAUUGGAGGAGAUUAUAAAGAAUGAUGAAGAAUUUUUGAAAGAAGAAGGGAACGAAGUGGAAGAUGAAUUAGAAGAAGAUAAAGAAUACAAUAAGGAAACAAAAGUGGAAUGCUUUUAUACAGAAGAAAGUUUACAAUAUGAUUCUAUAGAUGAGAACCUUUAUGAAGAAGAAAAUAUUUUUAAUGGAGAUUACGAGCAAAAGGUAGAAGAAGAGGAUGUAAAACCGAUUUUAUUUAAUGGUAGUAACAGUGUAGAUAAUAGAAACACGGUGGGAGAUUUAUAUCAGUUGAAACUUCAAGGUAGCACAGUAACUCUCGAAAAGCUUUUCUCUACAGAUGUCAAUGAAAAAUCUGAAAAUAUUUUUCUAACUGAGGAAACUUAUAACAAAGAUACUGAAGAAGAUGAAGGUGAAGUAGAAUAUCUGGAAAGUGAAAUCAUAGGAUCUAUGAAUGAUCCUUUAUCUCCAACGAAAAGUAAAAAAAAAGUUUCGAACACUGCAUUAAAAUGUAAACUCUGUUCGGAGAUGUUCAACUCAGCUAUAUCCUUUCGAAAGCAUGUUGCGUGGACUCACAAAAAAAAAGUGUGUAUAAAGGAGGAUGGUGCUUACAUAUGCGCUGUGUGUGAUUAUAGAACAUUAAAGAAAAGCUUAUUCGCAGCACAUCUUGAAAGAAAACACGAAACCUGGUCUAGAAAACGACAGAACAAUCUAGUAUUUCCUUGUGAUGUUUGCGGAUUCGAAUGUAGGUCCAAACACUCAUUACAGUCACACUUUAUAAGAAAACAUACUGAUCGAUAUGAACAUCAAUGCAAAUUUUGUCCAAAAAAAUUUAAAGUUAAGGGUGAUCUUACGAAUCACGUAAGAUUUCAUCAUAAAGAAAAACCAUUAAAUUGUAACGUUUGUGGAAAGGUUUGUCAAAAUAGUGGUUCUCUUUAUGUUCAUCAAAAAUGGGCUCAUUAUAAACCGAAAUAUGAAUGUCAUAUUUGUAAAAGACGAAUGGUGACUCAGGAAAAUCUUGAUCAACAUCUUUUAAUGCAACAUGAAAAAAGAGAAAAAAUCGUAUGCGCGGAAUGUGGUAAAACCUUCACAAAAAAAGACUCUUUCAAGAGACAUAUGGCUGUUCAUACUGGGUGCAAACCGCAUUCUUGUCUCAUUUGUAAAAAACCUUUCGCAAGAAGAUCGCAACUAAGACAACACUUGCUAAUACACACAGGAAAGAGACCAUUUGUUUGUGACAUUUGUGGAAAAGCUUUCACCCAAAAACCAGGUCUAAUUUGUCAUAGAAAGACACAUCCUGGUCCACAUCCACCAUUACCUGUGAUGCCAAUCGCUGAUAUUGUUAAGGAAUUUACUGAGGAAUAUGUUCAAGAAAUCAAUGCUCGUGAAAAUGAUGAGAGAGUUAUUGAGGAAACAUAAAUAUCCGAUCCAUUGAGUGUGGACAUUAAAUCCGCUCAUCUGUCUUCAUUGAAACUUGAAUAUGACGAACACAACAAAACAAGAUCUUUGAAACAAGCUGAUAACGAGGAUAACUCUCUCAAAAAAAUAUCUGUUCUCUUUGUAGAUCGUUUCAAAGAUGAAAGUACAUUAAAUAUCAAAGGAAAUUCAAAAAAGAAAGUAGAUAAAAACGUGGAAUGUGAUCAUUGUCAACGAAGAUUCAGAAAAAAAAGUAAUCUAAUAGAACACUUAAAACAACACAAACAUAAAUGUACCGAUUGUUCGAAGACAUUUAGUCUUCGACGUUAUUUAAUCUCUCACAUUGAGAGAAUUCAUCAUCGUCAGAUCUACGAGUGUAGCGUUUGCGAGUAUAAAAGUAAUAACAAAGGUACCCUGAAGAAUCAUUAUAUUUGUUUACACACUAAUAGUUAUGAUUAUUCCUGCGAUACCUGUGGCAAAUUAUUCAAGAUCAAGAAGGCUUUGAAUCACCAUGUUAAACAAAAUCACAGUGGUGCACCACCCAUUGUAUGCGAUGUUUGUGGGCACUUCAGCAAAAACCUUCAUGCAUUGAAAGCUCAUAUGAAAUACAGACAUUAUAAACCUGAGUUCGUGUGUCGUAUUUGUAGACGCGGUAUGACCACUCGUGAAAAUCUUGAACAACACUUAGCUUGGCACGAGAACAGAGAAAAGGUUCUCUGUCCUACAUGUGGAAAAAGAUUUCGAGGUCGUGACCUCGAUUCUCACAUGCGAAUACAUACUGGUGUCAAGCCUUUUCCCUGUCCAGUUUGCGGUAAAUCUUUUAGAAGACAAACUGCUCAAGAACAACACGUUCUUAUACACACUGGAAAAAGACCUUACAUUUGUGAUAUUUGUGGACAAGCUUUUGCACAAAAACCUGGCCUAAUUUGUCAUAGAAAAAGACAUCCUGGUCCUUUACCACCUCUACCUGUAGUAUCUGUCAAAAGUAUAGUUACUGAAUUCACUAGGGAAUAUUCAACGAAAAAUACGAUAAAGAUAGAGCAACAGAAGAAGAAAUCGCAAGGUAUGCAUGAAUGUAUCAAGUGUCGUGCUCGUUUCUGUCACAUGAUGAAAUUAGUCGAACAUUUGAAAAAUCUUCAUAGCAUUGAACGCGCAUUCCAUUGCGACGAAUGUGGAAAAGCUUUUCGUAGUCCAAUGAACAUAACACGUCACAAACUGAUUCAUACAGGUCAAAAAAAAUUUACUUGCGAUAUUUGCGAUUAUGCUUCUAAUCAAAAAUCAAAUUUGGAGUCUCAUCUUCGCAGGCAUAGAAAGGAUUACGUUUACAAAUGCGAAAAGUGUAAUAAAGGAUUCUUCGAUAAGGCAGAAUAUGAAGAACAUUUUAAUGUACACAUAAAAGAUAAAUUUUAUCAAUGUGAAUACUGUAAAAAAUUGUAUUUAUAUAAAAAAAACUUGAAUAGGCAUUUGAAAACUCAACAUGCGAAUUUAUCGUCUAAUACGAAUGUUCUAAGUCCAACAACAAACAAACUCAUUGACAAAAGCUACUUGUCCGAUGAAAAGUUGUUAAAAAACAAAUCUUCUAAGAUAAUCACUAGGAAGUAUCUUUGUGAUUUGUGUGGUAAAGCGUUGUCCUCGCAUAAUAGACUGGCGAUUCAUAGACGUAUGCAUACUGGUGAAAAAAUAGCCAAGUGUGAAAUGUGUGCUAAGAAAUUUACUAGUAAAGAGAAUUUAAAAAUUCAUUUGCGAAUUCACACUGGAGAAAAACCACACAUUUGCUCCGAAUGUGGUAGACGUUUUACACAAAGAACAUCUCUGGUUAUGCAUCUUCGUUAUCAUUCGGGAGAUAGACCAUUUAAAUGUCCUGAUUGUGAUAAGAGUUUUAUUUCCAGUACGUUUCUUAAGAACCAUCGUAAAGUACAUGACAAGGACUCUACCAAUACUAAAAAAGUACUUGUAACGGACAGUAAUCCUUUAGAAUUAGACCCAUUGAUUUAAAAACAAAAAUCUGAUACGAAUGAGAAAGUCUGUGAUAUAUGCAAACAAAAAUUCCUUUUUGUAACAAGACUGGUUGCUCAUCUAAGGAUUAUUCAUGGGAUUCAUCGACCAUUUAAAUGUAUGAUUUGUGAGAAAAACUAUCCUCAACAAUUUAUGCUAAAUGCUCACGUAAAAAAAUGUCACACACCAAAAACUGUACUGUGUACUCAAUGUACCUUUAUGGGCGUUGAUACGAGUGACGUAGAAAGACAUAAAAAGCGUCAUCAUCGAGAAGAAAAGUUUACUUGUGAGAUUUGUAGCGAGAUAUUUACCGAGAAAGAUGUACUUAUCACUCAUACGUCUAUGCAUAAUUUUAUGAAGCAUCAUCAGUGUAAUGCAUGCGGUGGAAUAUUUAAUGAUGUUUUAAGCUUAAAAGAACAUAAUCGUUUGCAUCAUUACGAUCCCAACAGUGUAAUGACAGACAACAAGCACAUGCGAUCGGAUUGUCAAAGUUCGGAUCACAAAUGUGAAAUUUGUGGAAAAAUGUUCAAAUACAAAUCAAUUUUAAAACAACAUAAAGUGAAGGCCCACGGUAACUGGUUGAACUACGAGAGACGUCGAUAUCUUUGUGCUUUGUGUGGCAAGGAACUAAAAACAGCAAAAGGUCUCGAGAUUCAUAACAGAUCUCAUACAGGUGAAAAACCAUACACGUGCGAAAUUUGCGGCAAGUGUUUUACUUGCGAAACUAUUUUAAGGACUCACAACGUCACACACACGGGUGAAAGAAAAUAUACAUGUGAUCAGUGUGGUAAAGCAUUCACGCAAAGAUCCACACUUGUCGUUCAUAAAAGAUAUCACUCAGGUGAAAGGCCUUACGUGUGUUCUCAAUGUGGCAAGGGUUUCGUCACUAGAACGGUUUUGAAUACUCAUAUGAAAUCGUGUCGAUAAAAAAUUAUACUCUUGAGAUUUAAAAAAGUUCGAUCUUUCUACUUACACUUCCAUGUCUAUAGAAUUUGAUAUUUACAUUUACACUUGUAAUAAAUAAAUAAUAAAUUUGUAUAUACAAUAAUUUGACAAUUCUUCCUAAGUGAAAUUAAACGAUC
Messenger RNA from Polistes dominula (European paper wasp), 5706 nucleotides. RefSeq lists its product as uncharacterized. NCBI's taxonomy places the organism in Eukaryota, Metazoa, Arthropoda, Insecta, Hymenoptera, Vespidae. Gene Ontology annotation, cellular component: nucleus. Gene Ontology annotation, molecular function: zinc ion binding. The record is from RefSeq and is a predicted model, not a curated record.